AUGUUUGAAUAUGUGAUUCUCUCCUUGUCGUCUCAAGUCAAGUUGGUAAGUCGCCACAAGAGCCACCGCCACCGUCCCUCAACCACCACCACCACCGUGAGCACCACGACCGGCGAAUCGGACUGUGAGGUGGAGGAAGGGGAGGAAGGUGACCCUGAGGUUUGGGCCAACAUGAACCGGAGCUUCCGUCAGGUUCAGUCGGUGCUGGACCGGAACAGAGCUCUGAUCCAGCAGGUGAACGAGAACCACCAGUCUCGGAUUCCCGAUAAGAUGGUGAAGAACGUUUCGCUCAUUCAAGAGCUUAACGGUAACAUUUCUAAGGUCGUUUCUAUGUACUCUGAUCUUAAUUCCAACUUCACCAACGCCUGCCAGCACCGUUCCAAGAACGGUAACUCCCUCCGCCGCGGUGACAACUAAUAAUACUCAUAAUAAUAAUAAUAAUAAUAUGUCUAUGCAAUAAUUAUCUAAACUCAAAACUGGCUUCUUUCUCUCACUAACUUUCUUAAUCGAUCUCUGUUCGCUGUCUCAGUGUUGUUGUCCAAUUCAGUUUGAUUUUGAUGCAUUAAAGGUUUUAUACAUUCAUUCAGUCACAUAAUUACCCUAAAUCAUUCACACGGUAGGUGGUUAUUUUUACUCACAUUGCGUUCGUUAAUCGAAUGCAUGCAUAAAUCUGGUUUAGACAAUGCAUCAAAAUUAAAUUUAUUUUAAAUUAUAUCGACUGAAGUUAAAAAUAGAAUAACAAAACAGUUACUUCCGAAUCUUCUCAUCUUUCUAAUCUCUAUAGUAAUUCAUGUCAUGCAUGCAAGGAUAGAUGAUACAAGUAGCUAGGUUAAGUCUUGUGAUAAUACACAUUUGUUCGAUUCUUGUAUCCAGAGCUCAAGGGCUAACAUGUUUACGUGGAGAGAAAAUUAAGAAGAUGAGAUGAUUUUCUUUUUAGUAUGGUGUCAUGUGUGUGUUAUUUUCUGUUGCUGAAGUUGAGCAACUGUGAUGGUAGUUUUGGGGUUUGUUUUGUCGUUUAUGUCAAGUAAGGACGGUGAAGGCGAAGCAUUGUAUCGUCCUCUCUUGACACUCUUCUCUCUCUGUCUUAUGUGUUUGUGAUCUUCUUCUUCUUCUGCUAUUGAUGGCACUUUUGCUUGCCCUUGUAAGAAUGAUCAAGUUAGUAUGAUCUUGUUCAAGUUGACAGUGUCAGUGUUGUACUUGUACUUGUUGAAUGUAAAAUCAAUAAAAAACAAAGUUAAUUUUCAA
Molecule: messenger RNA, 1245 nt
Organism: Arachis ipaensis
Lineage: Eukaryota; Viridiplantae; Streptophyta; Magnoliopsida; Fabales; Fabaceae
Product: protein EARLY FLOWERING 4
Biological process (GO): entrainment of circadian clock; positive regulation of circadian rhythm
Cellular component (GO): nucleus
Source: RefSeq, a predicted model, not a curated record